AUGUUGGACAGCUUCACUUGUCACUUUUGCUACCUCAAGCGAAAACUUGUCAUCACUUCCAAAAACGUUUAUUACAUUCAAGACUUUGUAGAUGCCGCUUGUUCACAUCUAUCUAUCUAUCUAUCUUUUUAUCUCAGCUUGUUCAUAUCUAUCUAUUUAUCUAUCUUUCUAUCUCAUCUUGUUCAUAUCUAUCUAUCUAUCUAUCUAUUUCAGUUUGUUCAUAUCUAUAUAUCUAUAUAUCUAAGCUUGUUCAUAUCUAUCUAUCUCAGCUUGUUGUUCAUAUCUAUCUAUCUAUCUAUCUUUUUAUAUCAGCUUGUUCAUAUCUACCUAUCUCAGCUUGUUCAUAUCUAUCUAUCUAUCUAUCUAUCUAUCUAUCUAUCUAUCUAUCUAUCUAUCUACCUAAGCUUGUUCAUAUCUAUCUAUCUAUCUAUCUAUCUAUCUAUCUAUCUAUCUAUCUAUCUAUCUAUCUAUGUUCUAAAUUAG
Acanthosepion pharaonis is the source of this 483-nucleotide messenger RNA. The record is from the annotation of a GenBank genome assembly. Lineage: Eukaryota; Metazoa; Mollusca; Cephalopoda; Sepiida; Sepiidae.